UCGUUAUCAUGUCCGCCUACACCGGAGUCGCAAGCGCAGGAAGCUUAAACUCAGUCGAGUCCUCCCUCUGUGCACAGCUCCGCGCCAGCCGGCACAAAAACAGCGCACGCGCAUUUAAAUUACGCGAAUUAAAAUAAUACUGACAGCACAAUGACUACCAUGAUGGUAAAUCCGUUCAGCACGCAGGAUGCGCUAAUAGCCAAGGUUAUUACCAUGGUGACAUUGUUCACCCUUUCAAUGAUAGUCGGGCUGAUUCCCAUGGCCAUUUCAUUGAAGUUCGACUGGUUCACCAAAGCUGCUGAUGGCGAUUUGCGGACGAAGAACAAACUCGUGAUGGGACUCCUGGCUUUCGGCGGGGGAGUUCUCUUCUCCACCACUUUCAUGCAUUUGCUUCACGAAGUCGACGAGAACAUCGCGAUAUUGCAAGAGGAUGGUGACUUAGCAGACCUGCCGGUCUACUUAGGCGGGCUCAUCAUGUCGAUGGGAUUCUUCAUGAUGUAUUUGAUCGAGGAGCUGGUCCACAUGUACAUUGACAGCAGAAAUAAGAAGUCCUCCAACCUGUCUAGGACUUUCAGUAUUCGCAAACCUAGCAGCGAUUCUCAGUCCAUGAAGGAUGAGCUGAGAGAAAUGGAGAAUGCACGAGCUAGCAGACUUAGCCAUGGUCACAGCCACACUCAGCAAUUGGAUAUAGACUCCGAAGAAGAUUCUAUGAUGUCCGCUCUCAGAGGACUGCUGAUCGUCUUGGCUUUGUCGAUCCACGAACUGUUUGAGGGACUGGCUGUGGGGCUAGAGUCUUCUGUCGCUAAUGUAUGGUAUAUGUUCGGCGCGGUGUCCGCUCACAAGUACAUCAUCGCCUUCUGCAUCGGCGUGGAACUGCUGGCUGCCGGCACCAAGCGCUGGCUGUCCAUCGUCUACAUCUUCACCUUCUCCUUCGUCUCGGCGUUCGGCAUUGGCAUCGGUAUACUGCUGGUGGGUGGCGCGGGAGCGGCGGAGGCGGGCAUUUACUCUGUAGUGUUGCAGGGUCUGGCAUGCGGAACGCUGGUGUACGUGGUAUUCUUCGAGGUGUGGAAGCGAGACGGCUCCGGCAUCCGACAGUUCCUGUUCGGCUUCGCCGGAUUCGCAAUCAUGACUAUGGUCAAUGUGAUCGUGGAAGUUACUUUAGAAUCUUAAAUAUAAGUUUCCAAGACAACUGAGCUAUAUGAUUUCAUUGGCGACCGACGGAUCCCUGCACCAUGGAUCGCCUACCAAUUAAAUCUUAAUCACUAUGUAGCCAAGUUUCUGCUAUAGUUUUAAGAUAAGUAGUUAAAGUAGAUUAUUUAUUUUGAAGUGCGCUGUAUACUGUAUAAAUAUUAUGGAGGACAAGGGUGUGACAUCCAUUAACCCGUUCCAGCUAGAAGGAUUAUCCCCCCGUUACACAAUUUUGGAAGAUAGCUCCACCCAUAUUAACUUGAUAAGGAAUUUAAAAGUCCUAACGUUAGAUAGAGGAUUAUUGUAGUUGCUCGUAUUUCUUUUAUUUAAAAUAUUUAAACCAACGAUUAUUUAGAUGUUACCAACAGUCACUAAAACUUUAAACAGGGAGUUAAUUCAAAAUUAUAUUUUUAAGGUUUGUACAAAAAUUUGUAAAUAUUAAAAUGUAUUUUUGUAUAUUUGCUGCUUGUUGCCAUUAUGCAUUUACGCUAUGACUAAUAAUAAUAUUAUUUAUCUUUAAAAUAUUUGAAUAUAACUUCGUCAUUAAGCAUUUGAAUUAGAAGAGUGCUACAGGAUUUUUAUCUUUACGAUUGCUAAUUGAUACAAAAUCUUGCUUGCAUGCAGCUUUUCUUUGAAAACGUCUGCAUAACAAAGAAAACUUAGCCUACAUAUUUUUGUGAUAAUUAACUGUAUUAUAAUUAGGACACGAAAUAACUUAUUCAAUCGAAAAAGUAAUUCGAUCUAACUACAUAUUUAAUAGGUAGGUAAAUUUUUGUAUUGGAAUUUCAGACUUCUACCGAAACACUUGUAAAAUUAUCUAUUUCAAUAUAU
Messenger RNA from Ostrinia nubilalis (European corn borer), 2019 nucleotides. Its product is annotated as zinc transporter ZIP1-like. Gene Ontology annotation, biological process: zinc ion transmembrane transport. The record is from RefSeq and is a predicted model, not a curated record. Gene Ontology annotation, molecular function: zinc ion transmembrane transporter activity. The transcript is spliced from 5 exons. Lineage: Eukaryota; Metazoa; Arthropoda; Insecta; Lepidoptera; Crambidae. Gene Ontology annotation, cellular component: plasma membrane. Bases 151 to 1170 code for a protein of 339 amino acids.